Molecule: messenger RNA, 1972 nt
Organism: Setaria italica (foxtail millet)
Lineage: Eukaryota; Viridiplantae; Streptophyta; Magnoliopsida; Poales; Poaceae
Product: G-box-binding factor 3
Exons: 12
Coding region: 506-1612 (368 amino acids)
Biological process (GO): regulation of DNA-templated transcription
Cellular component (GO): nucleus
Molecular function (GO): sequence-specific DNA binding; DNA-binding transcription factor activity
Source: RefSeq, a predicted model, not a curated record
GAUCAUACUUGGUUGCUCUGUUUUCGUUUUCAUGUGUUGCAGAGAAGUGGGUAAAAAGGAUUUUCAGAGUCCAGGUGUAAACAGGGAGCUAAAUUAAUGAUCUAGGCUAUUUCUUCCCCUUUUGCCUUACACCCGUAAAAGUAGAUCAUUUUGAUUAAAGCAUGGACACAUGAUUUGUGUUUUGCGGAAAUUGUCCAAGAGCUCUAGCCUUCACUAAAUCUGGAGGCAGGCACCCAGGCUGAUUUGAAUCCAUGUGACCAUGUAGAUUGAAACGUUCCCCGCCAUCUGGAUCAUUCUGAUCAAAUCUCCAAUGGAUACAGUUACAUUUUACAACUGUGAUUCUCCUGCACAUACUCCAAAGAUGAUUGACCUGGAAGGACCAGGGAUAUGCAUGGACCUACAAGUUACAUGAACUACUAAUUGUGUAUUUCUGAUAUGUUCAUAUAUAACCAUUAUGGACACGAUAUGAUAAGCUACUGUAACAGGCUAUUCACAGAAAACAAACAUGGGGCAUGAUGAAGCUGUAGUUACUCAGAAUUCAGUAAAAGCACCAUCACCACCCAAGGAUCAACCAGCUAUGUAUCCAUGCCUUGAUUGGUCGACUAUGCAGGCAUAUUAUGGCCCAGGGGUCUUCCCACCAACAUUCUUUAGCCCUGGAAUAGCAUCUGGUCAUGUCCCUCCACCUUAUAUGUGGGGUCCACAGAAUAUGCCACCAGCCUCAUUUGGAAAACCAUAUGGUGCAAUAUAUCCUCAUGCUGGUGGUUUCCUGCAUCCCUUCAUGCCCCUAAUGGUAAACCCAUUGAGUGCAGAGCCAGCAAAGUCUGUGAACAGCAAGGACAACAGUUCGAAUAAGAAACUGAAGGAAAUUGAUGGAACUGCUGUGUCGAGUGGCAGUGGUAACAGUGAAAAAACAAGUGGGGAUUACAGCCUAGAAGGAUCCAGUGAUAGAAACAACCAUAAGAUGAGUGGAACACCCAAGAAAAGGAGCUUGGAUGAUAGGACUACAUCAGGUGCUGAAACAUGUGGAGCUUCAGCGCCUAAUGAUAAAACAGGAGAACCUGGAAGAUUAGCAACUUUGUCCAACGUGCGCAUUACAGAUACGGCAAUCAAACCAUGUGUGAGUACUGGUAGUGAUUUCAGAUUUAGUGGUGCGCAGUCAACCGAAUGGCAAGCUAAGGAUGACAAGGAAUCGAAGCGUGAAAGGAGGAAGCAGUCAAAUAGGGAGUCUGCUAGACGUUCAAGGCUGAGGAAGCAGGCUGAGACUGAGGAACUGGCUAGGAAAGUAGAGCUACUGACCGCAGAAAACGCAUCCCUCCGAAGCGAGAUUAGCAAGGUAGCGGAAAGCUCCCAGAAGCUGAGAAUGGAGAAUUCCUCUCUGAUGGAGAAGCUAGCGGACAGUGCAUCAGAAGAAGAACAAGAAGCGGCCGCAGACCAGCAGACAGCCGCCGCACCACCGCCGGCUCGCGUCGUCAAGAACUUCCUCUCGAUGAUGGACGGCGCGGGUGCAUCGAGAGGCGGCGGCGGCGGCCGGCGCAUGGAGCACGGCGCGCCCAGGCUCCGCCAGCUCCUGGGCUCCGGCCCUCUGGCGGCCGACGCCGUGGCGGCAAGCUGAUCCUGAUCCUUCACUUGUGCUGAGCGCGUGCACGCAUGUGGCCUGGCGAUUUUUGAAGAGCGCCCAAGCUGCCCCGCGAGACUGACGCACACGGACGACCUGUAAAUUACAGUAGCUUUGUUCCAGGCGGGCUUCCUUCCGGCCCCUCUGCCGGCCGAGACACGGAUGCCGGCUGGCUCUAUGUUUUUCUUUUGCCUGAGCUUUUGACUCUGUUGUCCCAGUUGCUGCGUUGAUCCGAACUGAAUCAACUGAUAUGUUGUACCGUAGUAGAUACUAAUAUGAUCCAUCAAGACGUUUACCUCUGAACUUCUCCAUUUGUGGUUGCGGAUGGAUAGAUUGUUUUCUGCUCGUCUGCAAGUU